Molecule: messenger RNA, 865 nt
Organism: Manacus vitellinus (golden-collared manakin)
Lineage: Eukaryota; Metazoa; Chordata; Aves; Passeriformes; Pipridae
Gene: PSMB1
Product: proteasome subunit beta 1
Exons: 6
Coding region: 52-774 (240 amino acids)
Cellular component (GO): proteasome core complex
Source: RefSeq, a predicted model, not a curated record
GCGGCUCCGCUUCCGCCUCCGGUGCCGCCAUUUCGCCGUGAGACAGCACCGAUGGCGAUGUUGUCCGCAGCGGGAUACGGGCCCUCCCGGCCUGAGAUGGGCUAUGAGCUGGAUGGGCCCGUGCAGCAUUACCGCUUCUCGCCCUACACCUUCAACGGAGGGACUGUGCUGGCGAUUGCUGGGGAAGACUUUUCUAUUGUUGCCUCUGACACGCGGCUCAGUGAAGGCUAUUCAAUUCACUGCCGGGACAGCCCAAAAUGCUACAAGCUAACAGAACAAACGGUCAUUGGAUGCACUGGUUUCCAUGGUGAUUGCCUUACCCUUACUAAAAUUAUUGAAGCAAGAUUAAAGAUGUACAAGCAUUCCAAUAACAAGACCAUGACUACUGGGGCUAUUGCAGCAAUGCUGUCUACAAUCCUGUAUUCUCGACGCUUCUUUCCGUACUAUGUUUAUAACAUAAUUGGUGGACUUGAUGAAGAAGGAAAGGGAGCAGUAUAUAGCUUUGAUCCAGUGGGCUCAUACCAGAGGGAUUCUUUCAAAGCAGGUGGAUCAGCAAGUGCCAUGCUGCAACCUUUGCUGGAUAACCAGAUUGGCUUCAAGAACAUGCAAAAUGUGGAACAUGUACCUCUGACCCUGGAAAAGGCUUUGCAACUGGUUAAGGAUGUCUUUAUUUCUGCUGCUGAGAGAGAUGUGUACACUGGGGAUGCACUUAAGAUUUGCAUUGUCACAAAAGAUGGAAUUAAAGAGCAAAGUAUCCAAUUGCGAAAAGACUAAUUCAGUUCCCUUAUAAACAAGUAUUCUAUAAUGUACAAUUUACCUGUGUUAUGAAGACAUUGGUCUUAUUAAAUUUUUUCAAGAAGUUCAA